AUGAGGGAAAAAGGAUUUGCAAAUGCAUUCUUCUUUUUAGCCAUCAACCAAUCAAUCAAUUAUAUAACCAAACAACAAUUCAAUCAUUUUUCGAUAGGUUUAUCAGAAUAUAGCAAAAAGAAAAUGGCAGAAAACGAAACACUUAAUACGGUACUCAGUUAUAUAGUAGAUGUAUUCUUGAUUCUAUCGAUUGUUGGUUCAGGUUUGACAGUGAUUACCUUUAUGCUGUUCCCAAAACUGAGGACAUAUCCCAUUAGAUUGAUUCUCUAUCUGUGCAUGGCAAUCUUUUUCGCACAAACAUUCUUCUAUGUUGCAUUCGAAGCGUACGACGGAAUCAUGUGUUUGCCAAGCGCAAUCAUUCUUCACUAUUUCUUCUUGGCCGAUUUCAUUUGGACAUUCUGUGUUGCCUUUAAUUUCUAUCAAAUGAUUGUAAAGAGAAACAGAGAUGCUGAAUCAUUCGAGAAAUACUAUCAUUUGGCUUCAUGGGGAUUGCCAUUCAUCUUUGUCAUUGCUAUCGCUGCCACCAAAAACUAUGUUAGAAGAGAUGCUUUCUGUUAUAUGAAUGCUCAACUUCCAGUAUUUUUAGGAUUCUUUGUUCCAGGUCUUUUGGUCGUUUGUGCCAAUGCAGUCAUUUUCUUCUUCAUUGCAAGAGAGAUUCACGACACCUUGAAGAAUGCUCCACGUUCCGACAAGAAAGAGAAAUCUAAAGAGUUCAGAGUUUACUUUUCAAUCUUUGUAUCGAUUGGUCUAUCUUGGAUCUUUGGUUUCAUCAUGACUUUCUUCAAUGAUGGUGUAACCGAUUUGAUCUUCUUGGUACUCUUCUCUAUUACAACUCCAUUACAAGGAUUCUUAAUCUUCUUAUCAUAUUGUAUCAAUGACAAGGUUAUCAGUAACUACGCUAGAAUAUUCUCAAAGUGCUUCCCAUUCUGCAGAAGAUGGGAGAACUUGGCCAAUACCACUGCCCAACCAUCAUCUACCACUGGUUCCAACAGCUCCACCAGUACACACAGCUCCAGAUCAGAGAAUCUAUCGUCGUCAACCAACUCUGUAUCGAUGACACCAAUCAAAUAA
This is a messenger RNA of Heterostelium album PN500, 1071 nucleotides long. RefSeq names its product G-protein-coupled receptor family protein. The coding region runs from base 1 to 1071 and encodes 356 amino acids. Gene Ontology annotation, molecular function: G protein-coupled receptor activity; cAMP binding. Gene Ontology annotation, cellular component: membrane. Gene Ontology annotation, biological process: cell surface receptor signaling pathway; G protein-coupled receptor signaling pathway. The record is from RefSeq and is a predicted model, not a curated record. The transcript has 6 exons. Lineage: Eukaryota; Evosea; Eumycetozoa; Acytosteliales; Acytosteliaceae.